Mercenaria mercenaria is the source of this 1704-nucleotide messenger RNA. RefSeq lists its product as uncharacterized. The transcript has a single exon. The record is from RefSeq and is a predicted model, not a curated record. The coding region runs from base 1 to 1704 and encodes 567 amino acids. Gene Ontology annotation, molecular function: zinc ion binding; nucleic acid binding. NCBI's taxonomy places the organism in Eukaryota, Metazoa, Mollusca, Bivalvia, Venerida, Veneridae.
AUGUCAAACCAAGAAAAUGAACUUCUUUCCAAUAUGGAAAGGAUGUUAACGUCGAAAUUAGCAGAAUUUGAGGAGUCGCAAAGGGAUUUUUCACAGGCUCAGAUUUCAAGAAUUCAGCAGAGUUUAGCAUUAAAUGACACUUACACGUUUCGUAAAAAGGGGAACGAGGAGCAACAUAAGGUGAACGUUCGAGUACUCGAUAAACUGAAGGAAGCAGACGGGUUUCUGCAAGACGCCAUAAGAACGACUCCAGGCGAGGAUGUAACGUCAGCACAGAAAAAAGUAUCAGAAGGUAUUGGCAUUCUUAUUCAUCGUGAAAAAUUAAUAAAGUUAGCAGAUUCUUCUGACAGCGGAUGGCGUGUAGUCCAAGAAUACGAGGCUCACCCUCUAGCUGACGACUCCGACGACGAAAAGAAAAUAUUUAGAGCCCAAGUCAAAGCCGACCGGAAGUUGAAACAGGAAAAGCGAUCUAGGGGGUUUCGUUACAGUCCUUUUCAACGAAAUACGUAUUUUCCGACGCAAGACGCAUCGGUAGCAGCACCAUCGCAGAAUCGAGGAAUGCGGCCCUCACAAGGAUGGAAUCAGUCUACUCAGGGACGGAAACCCGGUACUUGUUUCCGCUGUGGGCGACCAGGGCACUGGCGAGCAGAAUGUAAAGCCGUGAUGGGAGAUGGUGGUCAAGUGAAUAAGGAUUCACAGAUAAGUAAAAAUUUGUUGCAUUCUGUAGUAGAAAGUUUUAAGAGCAUAAAAGAAAAUACUGUACAGGAUCAAAUAUUGAUAACGCCAGUUGGUAAGUUGAAAAGUUCUUUAGAACACUGGAAAGCUGCUGGGGCUAAUCAAUACAUUUUAGAUGUAGUAGAACAUGGCUACAAAUUGCCGUUAAGAAAUAUUCCUAGUUCUGUUCGUCUAAAAAAUAACAAAUCGGCCAGAGAUAAUCCAAAAUUUGUAUCCGGUGAGAUUAAAAAUUUACUUUUGAAAGGUUGUGUAACUGAGGUUCAAGAAACACCGUACAUCAUAAAUCCCCUCACAGUGGCUUACGGGAAAUCAGGUAAGCCUCGACUCGUGCUAGAUUGCAGACAUAUAAAUCUCGAGCUUUUCAAAUAUAAAUGUUGUUUUGAGGAUCAGUCGGUUGCUAAGCAACUUUUCUCAACUGGGGACUAUUUGUUUUCUUUUGAUAUAAGAAGUGCGUAUCAUCAUAUCAUGAUUUUUCAAGAACAUAAAACAUAUUUAGGUUUUCCAUGGGAGUGUGACGGUCAAGCUCAUUAUUAUGUAUUUAAUGUGCUUCCUUUCGGAAUUUCAACAGCAGGGUUCAUAUUUACUAAGCUUUUGAGAGUAGUUGUGACUAAGUGGAGAUCCCAAGGGUUUAGAACAGUAUUAUUUCUGGAUGAUGGGCUCAGUGGUGAGAGUACGUACACUAGGGCUUUACAGGCAUCUAAAUUUAUGCAUCAAGAUUUGAUUAUGUUUGGGUUUUUGAUAGCAGAAGACAAAUGUCAUUGGGAACCAUGUCAAAGUAUCGUAUGGCUAGGUUAUUUAUGGGAUACAUGCAGGGGUAUCUUUAUGGUCACAGAAGAUCGUAUACAAAAAACAGAAAGGUUGUUGAAAGAAUUCAUGGAAAUGAUACGUUGCACGUUUGAUAGGGCAGUUGAUCUCUAUGCAGUCAGCCAUUGGGCAAGUCGUAAGACUAAUGUCAAGGUCGCUGUAUGA